Molecule: messenger RNA, 1246 nt
Organism: Zea mays
Lineage: Eukaryota; Viridiplantae; Streptophyta; Magnoliopsida; Poales; Poaceae
Biological process (GO): regulation of DNA-templated transcription
Source: RefSeq, marked validated
AGCUCCUACAGCACUACAAACCCAUCCAUCACCUUUUUCUCCUACUCUUCCUUCCAAGAACCAAUUGGAAGAAAAACAGAAAGCGAAGGAACGAACGAAGCUAGCCAUUGCUUGUUUGUCGCGAUUGACACCAAUGCAUGCCCCGAGGAGGUUCAAGAAGGCCUUCAUGGCGCAGCUUCUGCUGAGCCUGCGUGCGGCCGGCCAGGCGUCCAAGUCCAUGGGCCUCCGGGAGCGCCGGGACGCCGUGCGGCUCUCCUCCGACGUGGCGAUGGCGCUGGCGUCCGCGCGGGCCCGCGCGGCGCCACGCUCGACGGUUUGGGCCCGCGCGCUCAUCGCCAGGCACGCGGCGGAGCAGCGCAACGAGGCGCUCAUGCGCCGCAUCAUGGGCGGCGCCGGCUACGAGAUGGCCGCCGCGGCGGUGAGGGCCAGGAAGGAGGCUCGGUGCCGGAGGAUCGUGAGGAGGUCGCGCCGGGUAUGCAGCGGCGUCGGGAGGAAGAGGAGGAGCUUGCUGGCGGCGGAGGGCGGCGGAGGCAUCAGAUGCAGCGCAAUGGCGGCGGCCAGGAGGAUGGUGAAGGCGAGGCUGCAGGUGCUGAGGAGCCUUGUGCCUGGAGGGGAGGCGAUGGGUGGCCUCUCCCUACUCACCGAGACGCUGGAUUACGUUGUGUGCCUCAAGGCACAGGUGGAGCUAAUGCAACGCUUGUGCAAAGGAUCCUGUUCCCAGUCCCAGCUUGGCUGAGGAGAUGACAUCAUGUCUCACAUCUCAGGGGACGGAGCAGCAACUGCGAGACUGCAGGGGCCAUGCAUGCACAAAAGGCAAGGACCGCAAGCAACUGAAGCCGUCUGGAUGGGUGGGCGUGGCAGAGCUCCGAUGAAUUGUCUCCGUGAGCCAACUUUACUAUACAUAUAGCUAGCAGUACUAGACGUACCGGUGUAAUGUAACUACUGUCCAAGUACAUGUCGCUGCAAAGAUGGGCUUGGUUUUGCUGUAUCACCUCACAGGAGAGGAUGAACACAAGCCAUCAUCCAUUUGGUGAGUCAUGUUUUGUCGUUAAAUAAUAACUAGCAAAUCUUGGUUUAUUGGGUGGGCAAAAUAUAAUAUUCUCUUGCACGUGGAUUCUGGAGUCUUGAAGAGAUGGGCAUCUUUGUGGUCAAAGGCUCUGUUGGUGUAUGUUCAGAAUAUGGCAUAAUAUUACUAGCAUGUAUGUACCGGUAAGGAUAACAAAGAGGUGGUGUGAUCAAUGGUGAU